CGCUGUCUCCCACUCUCUUCGCUCAAAAGUGGAGUUUACUAGCAGUGUGACGUACGCUUCCCCCUCCCGCACCGAGCAUCGGCAUCGGCAGGAGCAUUCAUUUCAGGCAAGCAGACAAUCACCGCGACAGACGACGAGCAGCAGCACACCCAUAUACCAGAAGCGGCCGUCGAAGCCAAGGCGCACACAGGACGCCACCAAGAAGUCGGAGCCACCUUCCAAUCGACCGAGCCCCCCUCCCUCCGGCCUCUGAAUCGGGCCCGCCGAUCUCUCGAGCUCCCCUGCCGCCCCUUCCCGCGGCGGCGCGCAAUGGGGGCCGCCGCCGAGGACGCCGUCAGGCAGCUCGGCAUCCUCAUGGAUCAAGUGGACGCGCCGCUGAGGAUGACGUUCCAGAAUGUGCACCAAGGCCACCCUAGAGAAACAAUGUUGCGCUUUCUCAAGGCUAGAGAAUGGAACGUUUCCAAGGCUCAUAAAAUGCUUGUAGAUUCUUUGAAUUGGAGGAUUGAAAACGAAAUUGAUAGUGUAUUGGAGAGACCUAUACUCCCAGUAGAUUUAUACAGAUCAAUACGUGAUUCACAACUUGUUGGACUCUCAGGAUACACCAAGGAGGGUCUUCCAGUUUUUGGCAUUGGUGUUGGUCAGAGCACAUAUGACAAAGCUUCGGUGCACUACUAUGUGCAAUCUCAUAUUCAGAUUAACGAAUACCGUGAUCGCAUAAUUUUGCCCAUGUUGACGGAAAGAUUUGGACGCCCUAUCACCACUUGUGUAAAAGUUCUCGACAUGACUGGUUUAAAGUUGUCAGCACUGAGCCAAAUGAAGAUGCUGAGUUCAAUAUCAACUGUUGAUGAUCUGAAUUACCCUGAGAAGUCAGAGACAUAUUACAUAGUUAAUGUUCCAUAUAUAUUCUCUGCAUGCUGGAAGGUUGUGAAGCCCCUAUUGCAGGAGAGGACAAAAAAGAAGGUUAAAGUUUUGAGUGGUUGUGGGAGAGAUGAACUUCUAAAGAUUAUGGACUACUCAGCUCUCCCCCAUUUCUGCCGACGAGAGGGAUCAGGCUCAUCCAAGCAUUCAUCUUCCAACGUCGACGACUGCUUCUCCCCUGACCAUCCUUUCCACAAAGAGCUCUACGAGCUCACCAACCAACAGUCAUCACACAGGGAGCUCCUCAAGAUGGGAUCGUUGCAUGUGAGCAUCCCGGAGCCUGACCCGGACGACGCGAAGAUCGUCGAGGUCAUCCAGGCCGAGUUCCACAAGAUGGGGGAGCAGAACGGGUCGACCAACAUCCAGGCCGAGUUCCACAAGAUUGGUGAGCAGAACGGGUCGACCAACGGCCACAAUAAGGUUUGACGCUGCGCCGACACCGAAGAAAGACGGUGGCCAUCUGCAUGCGGAGCACCUUCCUUAACCAAUGGGGGCAGCGACCUCCGAUGAAACCGACAAUUUUACCUGUCCAUGUUGGUUUGAAUUGGAUCCCCACCCCCGAUCACCCAGGGGGAAUAUAGCAGCAAAGGGCCUCGGCAUCUCCUCCGAGUGAUGAUGCGUAGGGGUCGGUGGUAGCUGGAAAAGAUGAACCGGACAGUGUAUAUCCGUUAGCGUAGAACCUGCAUAUGUUGAACUGGUACUAUAACAAGAUCCAUGAAUGCUGGAUGUUUAUUAUGACAACUUGUAAGGUUCAGUGUUAAAAAAAAAGUUGCAAGGUUCAGCACA
Messenger RNA from Hordeum vulgare subsp. vulgare (domesticated barley), 1704 nucleotides. RefSeq names its product phosphatidylinositol/phosphatidylcholine transfer protein SFH2-like. The transcript has 11 exons. Lineage: Eukaryota; Viridiplantae; Streptophyta; Magnoliopsida; Poales; Poaceae. The record is from RefSeq and is a predicted model, not a curated record. The coding region runs from base 310 to 1344 and encodes 344 amino acids.